This is a messenger RNA of Oncorhynchus keta (chum salmon), 6522 nucleotides long. RefSeq names its product oligophrenin-1-like. The transcript is spliced from 24 exons. Gene Ontology annotation, cellular component: cytoplasm. Gene Ontology annotation, biological process: signal transduction. The record is from RefSeq and is a predicted model, not a curated record. Bases 282 to 2711 code for a protein of 809 amino acids. Gene Ontology annotation, molecular function: GTPase activator activity; protein binding. Lineage: Eukaryota; Metazoa; Chordata; Actinopteri; Salmoniformes; Salmonidae.
GAGGAGGUCCUUGGCAACACCGAACCAGAUAGACACGAAAAUACAUUGUAACAAGAAUCAGCUAACAUUGUUUACCUAAAGAAUUAAUGCGUCAAGGAACCAAAGAAGAGUCACUGUGUGCCACGGGUCCAAGGAUUCGACAGCAUUCAUAUCUGGAGGAGUGGGCUACUCAAAUUCCAAUCUGGAAAUGUUAUCGACAAUGUUCUGCACUGAUUCGAUGCAUUAAUUCAGAUUUCUAACCUCAACAUCUAGGCUACUGUACAUCAUUCCAAAAAUAAGCCAUGGGGCAUCCUCCUCUUGAGUUCAGCGACUGCUAUGAGGAUAGUCCGGAUUUUAGAGAAAGACUAAAAUGCUAUGAAUUAGAAUUGGAAAGAACAAGCAAAUUUCUCAAAGAUGUAAUCAAAGACGGCAACAGUGUAAUCAAUGCAAUCAAGGGUUAUUCAGUGGCAGUGCAGAAGUUCUCCCAGACACUCGGUGUGUUCCAGUUUGACUUCAUUGGUGAUUCUCUGACAGAUGAUGAGAUGAACAUUGCGGAGUCUUUCCAGGAGUUUGCUGGUCUCUUACAGGAAGUGGAGGAUGACAGGAUGAUGCUGGUUCAGAAUGCUUGUGAUCUACUUAUCAAGCCACUGGAGAAGUUUCGCAAGGAGCAAAUAGGAGUGACAAAGGAAAGAAGGAAGAAGUUUGAGAAAGAGAGUGAAAAAUAUUACUCUCAGUUAGAUAAACAUCUGAAUUUGUCUGCUAAGAAGAAGGAAACUCAGCUGCAGGAGGCUGAUGAGCUGCUGGACAAAGAGAGGCGGAACUUCUAUGAGUCGUCAGUGGAAUAUGUGUACCAGAUCCAGCAGGUGCAGGACAGGAAGAAGUUUGAUGUGGUGGAGCCUGUGCUGGCAUUUCUUCACAGUAUCCUGACACUCAACAACCUGACGGUGGAGAUGACACAGGACUUCAUGCCCUAUAAGCAAGAGCUGCAGCUCAGCUUGCAGAAUACGCGGAACCACUUUGAGAGCACUCGUGAGGAGAUGGAGGAGCUGAUGAAGAGAAUGAAGCAUCCAACCCAGAUUGGUAAAAUGCACAGCCAACCAGUCAUUGAGGGCUACUUGUACUCUCAGGAGAAGUGGGCCUUGGGUGUGUCAUGGGUGAAGUACUACUGUAAGUAUCACAAAGACAGCAAGCUGUUUGUCAUGGUCCCUGCUGAACCAAAACCUGCAACCAAACAGGGCCCCACAGAGCUGAAGCUUAAAUCCUGCUUCCGUAGAAAGACAGAGUCCAUAGACAAGCGCUUCUGCUUUGAUAUUGAAACUUGCGAGAGAAACACACCUGUCACACUCCAGGCAGUUUCGGAGGCCAACAGGAAGUUGUGGAUGGAGGCCAUGUAUGGAAAGGAGCCUAUUUAUCAUUCCCCAAUUCACAAGCAAGCUGAAAUGGAAUUGAAUGAAGUUGGAUUCAAGUUUGUGAGAAAAUGCAUCAACUAUGUUGAAACUAAAGGACUCACACAAGAAGGAGUCUACAGAACUGUUGGCAGCAACAUCCAAGUCCAGAAGCUUUUAAAUGUAUUUUUUGACCAGAAAUGCCCAGGGGAUGUGGAUUUCCACAGCAGUGACUGGGACAUAAAAACCAUAACCAGUGCCAUGAAGUUUUAUCUCAGGAGUCUAGCAGAGCCUCUGAUGACCUAUGGUCUCAACAGGGACCUCAUCUUAGCAGCAAAAUCUGAUAAUCUAGAUGAUCGACUGGGUGCAAUCCACUGCCUGACGUACAAACUCCCAGGGAAGAAUCGAGAAAUGCUAAGCCUACUGAUCCAACACCUGGUCAAUGUCUGCGGUAACAGUGGGGACAACCUGAUGACUCCCUCCAACAUGGGUGUGAUCUUUGGCCCCACCCUGAUGAGGGCAAAGGAGGAGACUGUGGCAGCCAUGUUGGAUAUAAAGUUCCAGAACAUUGUUGUUGAGAUUCUCAUUGAGGACUAUACCAAGAUCUUCUGCAGCGCACCAGAUGAGAGUUCCGCAGCUCCACCGAUGCCUCCUCCAAGGAUCACCCCAAGGAAACGGCAACCAAUCACCAUCGCCAAGCGUCCGCUCCGCAUCUGCCUAGCAGUUAAUUGUGGCCAGCUCCAGAACACUGAGAAUGAGCAGAAUGGCAGCAGACCAGAGGGGGUGGAUUUUGGCGGGGACACCCCAACGAGCCCCACACCUCUCCAAAGGACCAAACCUAUCACCGCCCCUCUACGGCUCCACAGGGACACUCAAAGGCAGGCCCUCCUGCCCAAGCCAUCCACCCGACAGGACAGACACUCAGACUCUGACGUUGCCAAACUGGUCGCUAAGCUACAAGACGGAGGUCAGAGGCCAGAUACAGCAGCAACAGUCAAUGGUGAGACAGGAGUCACUGUGAACCGAGCGCAGUCCUUCCAAUGUAGGAGACCACCUCCUCGAAGUGUUGCAGUCAUCAGAGAAGCAAAAAGUGAUGGCAUGAUAAAAACGAGGUCUCUAGCUGAGAAGCCUGCCAUCUGCAGACCUCCAACCAGACCCCCUGACCCCCCUAGCCGAUACCCUGCACCCCACAAGAGCCCCACUGCAGCCCCCAGCGAGGACACCCCAGCGUCGUAUGUUGCUUCCAAAGCCAAGUUUUUUGAGAAUGCUUCAAGGCAAUUUGGAAGCUCAUCGGUCUCACCUCCAGCAUCUACUUUACUCAAUGUGAAAGAGGAGAAUUUAAGUUGAUGAGUCUGUUACCAUGGCCUCUACUCCUGUCACUGACCUGUGGAAUUGCAGUGAGCAUCUGGACACAUACUGUACUGUAGUGGAACAAAGGAAACAGAGUGCAUUUUGUCCUGUCUGUGGACACCCUCCUGCUUGUUGCUAUGAGGGACCCAAUUAACAUGUUGUUUAAUUUGUGAUAAAGGAGCUCCAGUCUAGAUAUUAAAAACAAUCUGUUUAUUAAAGGAGGCCUGUAUAUGUCUCUGUCUGAUCCAAAUCUUGGAGAUUCUGGCAACUGGAUCAAUAUUUAUACAUUCUAUGGGAUCAACCCAAUAAUGAUGUAAUUUAAACAAAAACAAUUUACCUGUUAACUGAAUGAUGUAAUGUUAACUAAAUGAAUCCUAGUCCAAGUGGCUAGUUCCAGUAUACAGUUAUUUGACUUUUAAACUGCUCGAAAACAAGCUACUGUAGCUACCUAAUACCAUUUGGAUUCACAUACAUGUAGGCUAUACUGUAGUACCCUACUGUAACAGGUUGGAAUGAAAGCAAGUGACUCAGUUGUAGCACAAUAUUGUUAACUACAGUAGUAUCUAAUGCAAAACUGAGAGCCAAAGGUGCAGAAGUCUCAGUUGUUAUUUUACUGCUGCCGUUGAAUUAUUUGUUACUUUUAUUUUAAACUUUUUACUGAUCUAUUUUUUUACUUAACACUUAUUUUUCUUAAGAACAUGGGAAUGGUUGUGAUUUUUUUGUCAGAGACACUUUCUCUCUAACAGCAUCUAACAUAGUGUGACAGAGAGUGGAUCCUUAUUCAUUACUUAUUAUUUGCUAUCAUGGUUGGUUAAGUAGGACUUUAACCUUAAGCUUAACCAAAUUGAAUUAUGGUAUUCAGCACAUCAGAAUUCCUGUGGUCUGUAUUCAAUCACCAAAGUGCAUCAUGAACAGAAGGAGUAUAGUCAACAGUCCUAUCAUAUAACUCAAAUCAAAUAACAUUUUAUUUGUCACGUGCCAAAUACAGCAGCCCUUACAGUGGAAUGCUUACUUACAAGCCAACAAUGCUUUAAGAAGUUAAGAACCCUUAAUGCUGGAAUCCCUAAAUUCGUAGUGGUGAAACUGCCAUGUUCAUUUGCGAUAUUACAACAACAAAAACACUUCGACAACCAACACUGUUUUUUUUUUUCUUCCCCUUCGUACAUCAUUGCACACACAAUAGAACAGCACAGUAUGUACAACGACUUGUUUUUACCACGAUGCUACUAUCCUCUUCAUAAUCAAAACAAAUAAGAUAUGUGCCUGGGGGCGACUAUUGAUGCUGUUUCAACUCAUGCAGAUCUCAUAACUAAAUUAUUUUGGAUAGUGGAAUCCAAAUUAGCACUGGUUAAUUUGAAGGCUCAGGAGUCCUAGUUUUUGCCAUUGUUAUUUUGUUGAAGCCGAUGGUUGGCAUCUCUCCAUUUCCAUUUGGGUACUGUCAUUCAUACAACACUCCAACAUGAAUGUUUAUUAAGUAGUGUCAUGUAUGUACUGUGACUAAGACCAUAAUUUACUGUUGAAGCCGGAAGUUUACAUGCAUCUUAGCCAAAUACAUUUUUUCACAAUCCCUGACAUUUAAUCCUAGUAAAAAUUCCCUGUUUUAGGUCAGUUAGAAUCACCACUUUAUUUUAAGAAUGUAAAAUUUAAAAAAAGAAUAGUAGAGAGUGAUUUAUUUCAGCUUUUAUUUCUUUCAUCACAUUACCAGUGGGUCAGAAGUUAACAUACACUCAAUUAGUAUUUGGUAGCAUUGCCUUUAAAUUGUUUAACUUGGGUCAGAUGUUUCGGGUAGCCUUCCAAAAGCUUCCCACAAUAAGUUGGGUGAAUUUUGGCACAUUCCUCCUUACAGAGCUGGUGUAACUGAGUCAGGUUUGUAGGCCUCCUUGCUUGCACACACGUUUUCAGUUCUGCCCACAAACUUUCUAUAGGAUUGAGGUCAGGGCUUUUAUAGCCACUCCAAUACCUUGACUUUGUUGUCCUUAAGCCAUUUUGCAACAACUUUGGAAGUAUGCUUGGGGUCAUUGUCCAUUUGGCAAACCCAUUUGUGACCAAGCUUUAACUUCCUGACUGAUGUCUUGAGAUGUUGCUUCAAUAUAUCCACAAAAUUUUCCUUCUUCAUGAUGCUGUCUAUUUUGUGAAAUGCACCAGUCCCUCCUGCAGCAAAACAUCCCCACAACAUGAUGCUGCCACCCUAGUGCUUCAAAACAGUUCUAUUUUUGUUUCAUCAGACCAGAGGACAUUUCUCCAAAAAGUACGAUCUUUGUCCCAAUGUGCGGUUGCAAACCUUAGUCUGGCUUUUUUUAUGGCGGUUUUUGAGCAGUGCCUUCUUCCUUGCUGAGCGGCCUUUCAGGGUAUGUCAAUAUGGGACUCGUUUUACUGUGGAUAUAGAUACUUUUGUACCUGUUUCCUCCAGCAUCUUCACAAGGUCCUUUGCUGCUGUUCUGGGAUUGAUUUUUUUUUUUUAAGUACGUUCAUCUCUAGGAGACAGAAUGUCUCCUUCCUAAGCGGUAAGACGGCUGCGUGGUCCCAUGGUGUUUAUACUUGCGUACUAUUGUUUGUACAGAUGAACAUGGUACCUUCAGGCAUUUGGAAAUAGGUCUUUGCUGAUUUCUUUUGAUUUUCCCAUGAUGUCAAGCAAAGAGGCACUGAGUUUGAAGGUAGGCCUUGAAAUACAUCCACAGGUACACCUCCAAUUGACUCAAAUGAUGUCGAUUAGCCUGUCAGUAGCUUCUAAAGCCAUAACAGCAUUUUCUGAAGUUUUCCAAGCUGUUUAAAGGCACAGUCAACUUAGUGUAUGUAAACCUCUGACCAACUGGAAUUAUGAAUUAUAAGUGAACUAAUCUGUCUGUAAACAAUUGUUGGAAAAAUGACUUGUCAUGCACAAAGUAGAUGUCCUACCCGACUUGCCAAAACUAUAGUUUGUUAACAAGAAAUGUGUGGAGUGGUUGAAAAACGAGUUUUAAUGACUCCAACCUAAGUGUAUGUAAACUUCCGACUUCAACUGUACAUAGUAAUUCAAUUGGCAGGUACUGUACAGUGUUCUCAGUGUGGGUACACAGCCCACAUAGUACCAGCAACUGUUAUACCGGUUUGUGGCUUGUACCAUUUCAAAGACUUGCAAAUUAAUUCACAAUGGAGAUUACGGUGUCAUUUUAAGAAUGCAUUAUAUUAUGAGGGGAGGUUUAUGCAAAGCUAAUAUCUAUUACAAUGUCAAUGUAUCACAGAUGUGAGGAGUGUAAUUUACCUAACUGAACUUUAGCACUAUAACUUUAGCAACACUUAUUACUAUGAAGGAAACCAUUUUAUCUAACAUGUUUAUAACCACCUUUUUUGCACUUGACGUGGGUCCUUAGAAAAUAUAUAUUUUCUAAUCUACAUUCGGAUAACUUGUCUUUUGAUUUAAUUUAAUUGAUUCAUUAAUGAAUGUUUCAUUUGUGGAAUGUUGUGAAAAUGACAUUUUAAUACAUCUUUUAAGCAGUGAAGGGAAUUGUUAGGAAUCCUGGGUUGUGUGGAAGGUGAUGAGCAUUUUAUUUUGUUGUCUUCAAUGAUUUCUGUCUUAGAAUAUUUUGUGAAAGAUUGACAGCGCAGUUAAGAUCUUGUCAUUAGAGUUCCCAGAGGUUUUUCAUCUUUAAAUUGAGUCUCAACUCCCAUUUUUAUUUCUGUGAACAUUUGAACAAUGAAACAUACAUUUUCUUAUAUGUGUUUGACCUGCUUGACCCUGUCUGUAAUAUGUUCUUACAGGAACAACAACUGUUUUCAUCUGUUUUUGUAUGAAAAUGAUAUGAUUGUAUAAAACCAAUAUGCUCUUCAA